This is a messenger RNA of Lepisosteus oculatus (spotted gar), 7715 nucleotides long. Lineage: Eukaryota; Metazoa; Chordata; Actinopteri; Semionotiformes; Lepisosteidae. The record is from RefSeq and is a predicted model, not a curated record.
GGUAAGACAGCUCAGGGGGAAACAGCAAAAAGUGCGUCUCCAUACAAGAAUGAACAUACAAGUACUGAAAGAAUAACACCUGCUGAAAUUUCACUCUUCCUGUUCUCAGAGCUAAUCAGGGUGGAGAAAAUGGAAUUGGCUAUCGAACCCCAAAAUUAAACGUGGCGUACGUUUUCUCACAUUUCUUUUCACUUUUAUCGUACUUAACCACUCUGCACACUCCCCCCGACACGGAUUCCCCAGCACUGCAAGAAUCCAAGUUUCAUGAGGUUCCUUCUUUUUCAAGAAAGACUUUUUGUCGCAAUUCGACAGAAGGUCGACACUUAAACAGAAAUGAAAUAGUCUGAAGAUGGAUACACAUAUAUAUUUGACAAUGCAUGGUUGCACAGCGUGCACUGUUGACGGCUCCUGUCUCUAGCCUUGCUCUCAACUGUCGCUACUGUGACAGACAGACGCGGACGCGAGUGAUACAUUUUCCCUCAGCUGAUGCCCAGCACAGUCGCCACACGGUUGCGCGUCUCUCUCCCUCAGCGGGUAAGUCUACUCCCGGGCCUGACCCCGCCGCCUGCCGGCCUCUGCGGCGGACUCGCCAGAUUUCAGUGAAUGGACGCCCAGCCGCUCCUGCUGUCGCUGGUGGUGGUGGUGGAGGAAGGAGGAGGAGGAAGAGAUACCUCUCUUCUCCUUCCGUGUGUUCCUGGAGUUCAGCCCCGCGCUCUGAUUACCUCGUACGCUCACUCGGCACGUUUCUGUGUUCACCCCCGCCCCGGUCUUCCUAGAAAAAAGAGUCAAUUAUAACCCCCGCCCCCCUCCCUACACACACACACACCUCCCCUCCCUCUCAACCUCAAUCUCUCUCUCUCUCUCUUUGCUCCACCACAACAACCAAUAUACCACUUCCUCCUCAUGCAGUGCAGUCCCGGGCCCCGGCGAACCGUGUCCAGCCAUGUCGGCUGCUGGCGGCGAUGACAGAGCCGCAGGAGAGCAGACAGAGGAUGUGUUGGCCGAAGAAAGCCAAGGUCUCUCUGUGCCCCUGUCCAGCUUGAUGCCCCCGGCUCCAGCCACUGGCGUGUCCUCCGGCUCCCCUGUAUCCAGCAUGGACCUGCCCCGGAAGCGGAAAGGAAGCACUGACAACCUGGAUCCUGUUGAUGUCGAUAUGGAGGAUGAACAAGACAGAGCUGAGGGAGAUGACCUGCAAGUAAAAGUGAAGUGUUUUAGAGAGCCGCACAGCCAAAUCGAGAAGAGGAGGAGGGACAAAAUGAACAACCUUAUUGACGAGCUAUCUGCCAUGAUCCCGCCCUGUAACCCCGUGUCUCGCAAGCUAGACAAGCUCACUGUGCUGAGGAUGGCCGUGCAGCACUUGAAAUCACUGAAAGGUGCCACCAGCUCUUUUGCUGAAGCCAGUUACAAGCCUUCAUUCCUGCCUGAUGACGAGCUCAAACAUCUAGUACUCAGGGCUGCGGACGGCUUCCUGUUUGUUGUGGGGUGCGAUCGGGGAAAAAUUCUUUUUGUGUCGGAGUCGGUUUCCAAGAUACUGAACUACAGUCGGGCUGAAUUGAUCGGACAAAGUCUUUUUGACUAUGUGCACCCCAAGGAUAUUGCCAAGGUCAAGGAGCAGCUUUCUGCUUCCGAGGUUUUCCCUCGGGAAAGGCUAAUCGAUGCCAAAACUGGGUUACAGGUGCAGACGGACAUCCCAGUAGGUACAGCUCGCCUGUGCUCGGGAGCUCGCCGGUCCUUCUUCUGCCGAAUGAAGUAUAACAGGGUGGUGGUGAAGACAGAAGACAAAGACUUCAAGCCGAGUACUUCCAAGAAGAAAGAGUUUCAGAGGUACUGCACUGUUCACUGCACUGGCUACAUGCGGAGCUGGCCGGCCAGCCAGGUGGGGGUGGAGAGCGAUUCAGAGAAGGCGAGCAAUAACUUCAGCUGCCUUGUGGCCAUAGGACGCCUGCACCCUCACACACUCCCCCCAGCCAACGGGGAAGUCAAGGUCAAGCCCACAGAAUUCGUGAUGCGCUGCGCCGUGGAUGGGAAAUUCACCUUUGUGGACCAGAGGGCAACCACCGUUCUGGGUUAUUUACCACAGGAGCUUUUAGGGACAUCUUGUUACGAGUACUUCCAUCAAGAUGACCUGGUACAUUUAGCAGACAGACACAGAAAAGUUCUCCGGAGUAAAGAGAAGAUUGAAACAAAUUGCUACAAGUUUAAAACGAAAUACGGCUCUUUCGUCACACUGCAGAGCCAGUGGUUUAGUUUUGUAAAUCCGUGGACCAAAGAAGUAGAAUAUAUAGUGUCAACUAACACGGUCAUAUCGGGUGCACACAGUAGUCCUAGAGACUCCGAUGACAAACUGGAGCAGCCCAGCGAUUCCAAGUCAACAGAAGAAGUAUCCAAGAAGUCUUUCCCAAUAAUCCCAGGGAUUUCCAGUGGGCCAGGAACUAUGAUUUAUGCUGGAAGUAUAGGGACCCAAAUUGCAAACGAGCUGCUAGAUUUUAAUAGGUUAAACUCCUCUCCGUCUAGUGGAAAUGCAAGCCCUUUUAGUUUACUGCAAGACAAAUCUCCCCUUGCUGUACCUCCAGCCAGUAACGUGCCAAACGGAGAGGUGGUUGAUUCGGAGGUCCCUCACAAGCCCAGCCAAGAAGGUGAAAGUGGGGGUGACAGCGCCCAACUGGACCUGGACAUGGUGGUCGGGCCCGGCUUGGGUAGCCUUAGCAACGAUGAAGCAGCCAUGGCUGUCAUCAUGAGCCUUUUAGAGACUGAAGGAAACCUUGGGGAAGCCGUGGACUUCAACGAAAUGCAUUGGUCUCUCUAGACUUGAUUUUUACUCGUCUUUUUUAAAUAUCUUUUCUAGUGACCCUGGUCACCCAGUAUGGCAGGACGCUAUGGAGGAACAUGCAGUGUAGAGCCACAGAGAUGCGUUAUUCGCUGCCUGACUUAGUGGAGUAAAUGUUUUUAUAAAAACUACACUUAUUAUCCUUGAUCCCUCGUGAAGUGUUGUGGAAGGGUGAUCCAUCCUAACAGGCAGCGCUGAAGCUUCCAGGUGAAUGAAGAGUUCGGACAGGGACCGUCAAUUCUAGUCCUUAACGUCAACAGCUGCAAGCAUUUCUCCCCAUCACUGUUUCUCGUCAGAGCUGCAGAUGUAGAGUUAGCGUUGAAUUCCAUGUCUGAAGCUGAAGAAAUCACUGGGAAUCUUCACUAGAACGUACUGGCAUUCAGUGAAGUUUACAAAGAUGUACAGUAGUUGAUAAAAAAACCAUAGUGCAUUAAACAACAGUUAUUAAGCUCAUAUUCUGGAAUAGCACUGCUUUUGAAUCCCCGUUUCUUUUAAAUGAUGAUAAGAGGACGUUGUGAACCCAAGUUGUUUCGGUUGUAUCAUUUUUCUGACCUUCUUUAUGAUCCAUCCCGGUUAACGGAGUUUAUUUAUCGUGUUUCCAUGUACUGUACGUGCGGACAUUUUACUGCAAGGCACAUGAGGGCUCGUGACAAAAACUUGUCUGGAAAUAAUAGUUAUAACAUUACCGAUACAUUAGCCACCUGCCUCCAGCUGAGAUUAAUGUUUUUACACCAUAAAGCAGCUGCUGAAGACUGUGGCCGCCUGCCGCCAGGGGGAGCUGGACACAAGCCGUGAAGAUGAUGUAUUUUUUCACGCAGGUGGUGUUAGGGGAGUUCACAAAGGUGUGGCCAUUGUAUAUUUCUUUUGUACUUCCCCAAAAUUACUUCAGUGAAGGCUGUCCAGAGCUGUGUGAAUAUGGCAGCAGUGUGAUCAAUCCUGCAGCACCACGCACCGUUCACUUGGUUAGAACCCUGAAUGUGCAUUUAAUGAUAUGCAAAGCCAAAACAACAGUUCUGUGAAUAACUCAAUAGCACAGAGGUCUCUACACAUUGUCCUUUUUUAACAGUGCUGUAAUUGCUGUAGAAGAUAACAGAAGGACGUGGAAGCCAGUGAUGUUGAGAUUUUGCAAACGGGUUCAUUACAACUGUAAAGAACAUGCUAGUUUUACAUUCAUACUGCAGAUCUGGGUAUAACUCAGGAAACCAAUAUGAGCAGUGAUAAUAGCUACACUUGUGUUAUACUUCGACGUCUGCUGACACGUGCACGCUUGUGGUAUAGUUCACGUCUUUUGUUUAUUCUGAUUUGCGAGCAGCGUUUCUAGCGUCACAGGCUUUCUGUUGUGUGGUACAGUUGGGUUUGGAGACUGCUCGGAUCCUGGUUCGGGCUCCAGGUUCAGAGAUUGCAUGAACUCCGCUUUCACACGGAUCUGUUCACACAAUCCAAGUACCUGAUGCACUGAAAAAGUCUUGUUUGGGAUGACAGAUAUCCCAAGAUACGCAGGUAUGCAAGCAAGUCCUGGAGAGCUCUGGUCCAUUAAGUCUUAGAGGCCACUCGAACUGCUUUAAAAAAAAAAAAUAGAAACACUUGGAGGUUCUUGUUCAGUGAAGGGAACUUGAGCCCUUUAUGUCUUAGGGUUAUUUUGAUUUUCGUUCCUGUGAUCUCUAAAGUAGGCUGCAUGGUCUCACAUCAUAUGAUGAGUUGCUCCAGGUCUAAGAUAUUGGUAAUUUAGUGGUGAACAGACCCUGCUGGACUGCGGCUCUCCAGGCCCUGCUGCAGGGUGCGAUGCCGCACGUACGUUGAGCUGUAGCCAUGCCAAUUACAUGCUCCUGGGAUUUGCCUCCCGGCUGUAUUAUCUUCUGAGGUUCCGCACAACCUUCUGGGCUGCAAAAGAACAGAUAGAAGAUCAUCCCUCACUGAAAGACACACAAAAAUGCAAUGCCAAAACAAUAGCCAAAAUGUGUUCUCGUUUCACUUUUCAGUGUGGAAUCAACCCCUGCUUGGCCCUGUGUUUUCUUUUUCCUUGCUGUGUAUGGAUAUGAACUGCUGGUCUUGUUUGUAUCUCCUGGCUCCGUCAUGAUAGCGAAAGAUUUCAGCAAGGUGUGAAACUAAUUUCUGGAAAAGUUAAAAAAAACAUAGCAUCCCUUUAAACAAAGUCAGGAACUUGCUGCCUACCAAAGUAUUUAGCAGGAUUUGUCUUUUGUGUGUGAAUAAUUUGUGCAUUUCACGAAAAGUUACUUAUUUCCAUGCCUAUACAGCAGUGUUUUUGUGAAGAUUAUUUUAGAUCUACUGGCAGCCCUACAUUUCUGUUUUUAACAUUUUGAAGCAGAAUAAAAUAUUGCGAUACCAUUUAACCUUAGAAGCUAGUACUGCACUUCAAACUGUCCUGCAUAGAUUUUGAGAAUUGUUUACAUUCACAGCCGUUUGUCCUUUUCUGCUGCUGAUCUGUUUUAUCCCUUAUGUAAGAAGUAAAAGGACAGGCUGUGAUGAAUAGAGAAUGAGGAAUGUUAACUGAUUUGGGAGUUUUGCUGAAUUCAGUCCUACACAACAGCAGUACGCUCUAGUGAUGACGCACUUCCAGAUCAGACCCCUAUUCCUUUAAUUCCUUGCGGCGUGCAGUGCAUGAUCUACCCAGAUGCUUUUCUGUUUUUAAGAUCUUAGUUAUUUUUUUAAGUGUGCCAGGAUAAUGCAUUUUUCAAUCUCAGCUGUUCUAUAGAAGACCAAAUCACAGAAACUAUAUUUCAUUGGGGAAAAAAGGCCCUUAUGGCUUGUGAUGAAGAAGGACACAGCAGAAGAACAACCUGCCUGUAUUUCUAAUGUGCCUUGCCACACUUCAAUUCAGACUGCUCCUGGGUGACAUGCAUGGUUUUGUAGAAAAUCCAUAAGGGUGCAUAACCAUUAUUGCUACACACUUUCUCAGUCACGACAGUAGGUGCUUUUCUCAAACUAGCAGUUUAAUCUGAACUGUUUCAUUCCUGCCUGAAAUUGAGAGAAGGCUGGAGCAGAGGGAGGAUGCGUAAGACAAUGACUGAAGCUUUUCUUGGGUGUUUAAUAGUUCAGGAGAAACCUGUUCCCUUCUGGCAUGGCAGUGAUCAUUUUAGUAAGCAACCAGUGACUAUUGCAUAAAUCAGAAUUUUUUUAAUUUGCUUGUCAAGUCACUUAAAUGUCAUUGUAUACUUGUCCUGUUCUGACACAGUGAAACAGUAGAUCUGCAGUCGGAAUGAGCCCAUCCUAAGGAGGACACUGCACAUGAUAAAGUGUUUUUUUUUUUCAUUGAAGUACUGUAUAUGAGUAAUAUCUGGAUUAUUGUAAGAUGGGCCUUUUUUUUCCUAAGUAAAGACCGAAGACUGGGAGCUGCGAGCCAAGUCUUUCUUAAUUGCAAAUAUGAAUGCUUUAAUUGUAGACUGUUAUAGCAAGCAUUGGCCCGAUUAAGUCACUGUUGUUUUAAUAUUAUGUGCAAGUUAUUUUGCAAAUGUUAUUCUCUGCAUGCAGUUUUUUAAACGGUCUUGAAUUUCGAACGAGCGCUUUUUUUUUGUUUCUUUAAAGGGGGAAAGGUUUGCAUUUGCCUUAAGUCUGUCGAGAAAUAUCAUGGAAUGAGGUGGUGUGAGAAAUCAGGCCUUUGGAAAGCCUCAUUGAAAAGUAUCAUUGUACUGUACAACUGGUUACAAACGCUCCAUUUCAGAAUCUGAAACGCCUUUGCUCCAGGUUUUGACUUCUUGUGUGAAAGCAGGCUGCAUUUUGUUGUUCCUUGAUGUGAUUUUGAUGUAGACCCAUUUUCUGACUUGUUUUUGUUCUAGUUUUUACCACUCUAAGGGAGGCUGACUGAAGUGGAGUCAGGUAGUAGAUGAAUCCUCACAAGCCCUGAUGUUUUCUGUAUUCAUGCUGAAGCACUUAUGUUAAGACCUUUCAUUGUAACGUUGCUGCUGGUGACAGGACAACUGUGGGACAGAGAUGAUACAUCUCUCAAGGCCGUCCUGUAUAAACAUUUUAAAUAAAUGUUAGGUUCCUGUGCUUUCUGUAUUUUGUGAUAUCUCUUAACAUACCUCAAACUAAUUGGGAAAAUACUCUUCUGUUAUCAUGUGGAGUGGAAGUCUUUGUUUGGUUCUAAUGACGGGUUAUAAAACGUUUUAAAAAGUGCUGGAACAGUGCAUCUCUUUGAGGGUGCUUAAAUAUAUAAAGUGUUAAAAACCUCGUCCUUAGAAUGCAAUUUUUUUCUUCAUUUUGCAUUUGAAGGAGUUAUGUUUUAAAUUGAUACAUUUUUAUGUGCGCGUUGUUUGUGAAGCAAUAUUGGCGAUUUGAGUUGAAGGUAAAUGUUUGAACAUGCUUUGCUGUCUGUAUUUGGCUGUCAUGGCUUCGAUUCUAUUUAUUCUUAUUAGAAAGACGUAUCCAGUCACUGGUAAGAGGUCAGAAAGAGAAGGUACUAAAUAUUUUACCUAAGGUAAUGCCCAGAAAUGAAUCUGAAGGAAACAACAUUGAAUAGCGAUUAAACCUUUAUCAAUCUAUUGUUGCUUCAUUCCCAUAUUUUUAGUUUUUGUCUGUUCCAUGUAAGAAUUUAAUCGUAAUGCAUUUUUUUUAGGUUUUGCUCGUUUUUUUCUCCAUGUUUUGUCCUCAGGUUUUAAGAAUCUCUGUUAUUUGUAGGUACGUUUUUACGUUUAAGUGAUUUUAAUUUUGAAAGUGAUUUUUCUUCUUUCUUCUUUGACGUCCUGAAAGCACUCAGGAUAGAUUGGGAAAUCGCAAUACUGGGGUGUACCACAAGGUGGCGAAUGGUUGCUUGUAAUUGAACUGUUUGAAUUAUUUUGGAAGUACUGUACAAGGAAGCUAGGAAGGCCUGGUCUCAGUUUAAUUAUACAGAAAAGGUGCUACGUUUUCAAUAAAAAAAAAUCAUUUUCUA